Messenger RNA from Bathycoccus prasinos, 1482 nucleotides. RefSeq lists its product with no specific name. Gene Ontology annotation, cellular component: preribosome, large subunit precursor; nucleolus. Lineage: Eukaryota; Viridiplantae; Chlorophyta; Mamiellophyceae; Mamiellales; Bathycoccaceae. The record is from RefSeq and is a predicted model, not a curated record. Gene Ontology annotation, biological process: maturation of LSU-rRNA; maturation of 5.8S rRNA. Gene Ontology annotation, molecular function: rRNA primary transcript binding. The transcript is spliced from 2 exons. The coding region runs from base 1 to 1482 and encodes 493 amino acids.
AUGGGGGUCACGCGAACGAAGAAGAGCACGUCGUUGAAACGGAAACGGAAAGAUCCCCCUGGGGACGACAACGACGACGGAAGAAGAACAAAGAGUGAAAACGUCUCCAUCGGCAAGCUCACCAGUCAAAUAAAAAACAAGCAAAGACGCUCGGAAGUCUACGGGAAGCUCUUACACGAACAAAGCGUAGAGAAGAAAAAACGACGUCAACUGAGACAAAAAGAAGAACUGAGAGCGUUGGAAAACGGGGAGACGCCGGCACCGAGACAAGUCCCGAAAACGAUAGAAAACCAACGCGUGAUAGAUGAGACGCACAUCGUGAGAGAAGACGAGGAGGAGAUUCACAACGAAGAUAAAGAGGACGAGUUUGCGUCGUAUUUUUCGUUCAACUCGAGCCCGAAGAUUAUAAUAACGACGAGUAGGAAACCGAGCGGCGCGAUGUUUAAGUUUUUGGAGAAUCUAUUUACGGUAGUCCCGAACGCGUAUUAUUACGCGAGAAGAAACUACCACGUUAAAGAGAUGGUGAAGCACGCCACCGCGAGAGGAUUCACGGAUUUGCUCAUUUUCAAUGAGAAUAAAACGUUUAGUAAAGGUGCGCGAGUGAACGGGUUGUUACACGUGCACUUGCCGGAAGGACCGAGCGUGAUGUAUAAACUGACGAAUUUAAUUUUGAGUAAAAAGAUUCGAAAUCACGGCCGAGCGACGUCGCAUUACCCAGAGUUGUUGUUGAAUAACUUUAGCACUCGAUUAGGUCACCGAAUUGGACGAAUGUUUGCGAGUUUGUUCCCUCAGAAACCAGAGUUUAAAGGAAGACGCGUGGUGACGUUUCACAACCAACGAGAUUUCAUUUUUUUUCGACACCAUCGAUACGUGUUCGAGGAGAAGAAAGGGGUGAGAAGAAGACACGGCGGGCACUUAUCCACCGCCGAGGUAGACGAAGAGUCCUUUUCCAAGAAUAGAAUAAAGAAGAGUAGUAAGAGGAAGAGUAAACCGAGCUUAGCGCUUCCGUCUGGAGAAGACGAAGAGGACGGGGAUGAAGAGGACGUGCAGUUUAGCGGCGACGAAGAUUCCGAUUCGGACUCGGACGAGUUCAAAGCUGGGAGUAGUAGCGACGAAGAUUCCGAUGACGACGACGACAGUAGUAGUAGCGGUAGCAGCAGCGAUGAUGAUGAUGAUGAUGAUGAUGAUGAUGAUGAUUCAGACGACGAUAGCGGGGAAGAUGAAGACGGUAAAAAAAAGGAGAAGAAACCGUUCGAGCGAAAGAAAAAAUUGACCAAGGCUCAGAAAAAAAAAAUCGCGGACGAGAACGACGAUCGACCAACCUCUGUCAUCGCCAGGUUGCAAGAAUUAGGGCCUCGAUUCACGUUGAAGCUAAUGAGCGUACAAAAAGGAACGUUCGAUUCAAAACACGGCGAGUUUGAGUACGUGCGCAGCACGGAAACGGACGGGACAAGAAAAAACAGACGAAAGUUUGUUCUUUAA